This is a messenger RNA of Oryza sativa Japonica Group (Japanese rice), 1745 nucleotides long. Its product is annotated as auxin-responsive protein IAA27-like. Gene Ontology annotation, biological process: regulation of DNA-templated transcription. Gene Ontology annotation, molecular function: protein binding. The record is from RefSeq and is a predicted model, not a curated record. Gene Ontology annotation, cellular component: nucleus. Lineage: Eukaryota; Viridiplantae; Streptophyta; Magnoliopsida; Poales; Poaceae.
CAUGGUCACACACAUAUGGCAUCUACAUCUCCCAACCUUGCACACAUCGAUCAUCAUACUCCCAUCCUUUUACACAAAAUCUUGUAUGAAAUCAUUGCUAGCUAGCUAGCUCCUCCCAUCUCUCUCUCUUUUGCCCACACUCUUUUCACAUCUAUGUAUCUAUAUAGCUACAUAUAUAUAUGCACACAUCUCCAUUGAUCUCUCAUCAACCACUAGUGCACCAUCUUAUAUUCUUCCUACAUAUUCAUUCUCCCCACAACAACAACUAACACUACUCACUCUUCAUUGCUUUUUUUUUUCUCUCUCUAGCUAGCUAGCUUGCUUCUACUUCUUCUUCAUCUUGAUCUUGAAACUAGUCUUAUCAAUCUGAGGAAUUAAUCCAUCAUUAUGAUGAAUCUUAUAUCAUUUGAAACACCUCCUCUUGGGAGGAGGAGUCAAGAUGGAGGCAGCAGCAGCAGCAGCAUCACUGCUGCUACAACCACUACCAACAAGGCAAAGGAAGCAGCAAGCCAUCUAGACCUCAGCCUCGGCAUCUCCUUGUCACCCGGCGGCGGCGGCGGCGACGCUGGCACCAAGGCCAGCAGCUGCUGCUACGGCGGCGGCGGCGACGGCGGCGGCUGCAUGGGCAGUGGCAUGCUCACUGCAGGAGUUCUUGGCGUUGGGCAUGGGGGGAGUAGCCAUGACAAUACUACGGCGAGCAGCGGCGGCGGCGGCAGCUGGACGGCGGCGUUCAUGCCGAGCCCGACGGGAUUCAUGCACCCGUGGAGCCUCGCCGCCCGGCAGCAGAAGGCCGCCGCCGAGCAGGAGCGGAGCGGCGUCGCGAGGCUGCCGCCGGCGACGACGACGUACAUGCCAAGAGCUGCCGCGACCGUGAUUUCACUGCCGGCGGCAGUUGGCUGGCCACCGGUGCACACAUCCCGGCGUAACCUCGUUGCCACCAUAAAUAAUGUCCUGAAACCCGACACUACUGCCGCCGUCAAGCCGGACAGACCGACACAAGCAACGGCGAUGUUCGCCGCCGACGAAACCACGGCGCCCCCGCCAAGGAGCGCGGCGGCGGCGACCGAGGCCAGCAGGACAUUGAACAUGUUUGCCAAGGUGCACAUGGAUGGGUACAAGGUGGGCAGGAAGAUCAACCUCAGGGCACACCGCAACUACGACUCCCUCCGUCGGGUCCUCACCAAGAUGACUCAUAAUUUCUUCUGCCCCGCAGAUUAUUCAAGCACAAAUAAGGGAGAAGAAGAUUGUGCUAAAAGUGACGAGUUCAUAUUUCUAUAUGAAGAUUUUGAGGGCGACCGAAUGCUUGUUGGCGAUGUCCCAUGGGAGUUGUUCCUUGCAUCAGCAAAAAGGUUGUACAUUGCCAAAAACCCAGCACCCAGAAACAAAGAACAUGCUGAAAUCGCCAAAAGGAAAGAAACUGAAGAUGCAAUAGAUAACUGAAGGCACCUGAAAAGCAAGUUGAUCUCUGCAUAUACUACAAUAUGCACUUCUCAUGAUCUGACAUAUAUAGCUCUCGACUUGUGCUGUUCAUCUUGUAUUAUAAUAAGCUAUCUUCGAAGAGUAGGUUUAUAAUGUACGGAUGCAUGUUAAAAUGCUUCUUGAUCACUGUGCAUACAAUUUUGCGGGCAUUAGGUAAGUACUCUGAAAAAUGUACUAGACACGGAUUCAGUAUGUCUACACAAAGUGGAUAAGACUCGUCUAAUAAUUAACUACGUUCUUGCUUGCUAUAUUUUCCAUCCUUUUAA